Molecule: messenger RNA, 2222 nt
Organism: Siniperca chuatsi (mandarin fish)
Lineage: Eukaryota; Metazoa; Chordata; Actinopteri; Centrarchiformes; Sinipercidae
Gene: znf207b
Product: zinc finger protein 207, b
Exons: 11
Coding region: 147-1580 (477 amino acids)
Cellular component (GO): nucleus
Source: RefSeq, a predicted model, not a curated record
GACUGCUGCGUCCACUACAACUUCCUCAAGCUAAGCGCCAUUUUCGGCGUUGUCACGGGACUAAUGUUACAGCAUGCUGUUGUCAAACAGAUAAUAGUAGACUAGUAUUUCGCGUUGUAAAGCCUCUUUUUCAGUAUUCCUUAACAAUGGGACGAAAAAAGAAGAAGCAGAUGAAGCCAUGGUGCUGGUACUGUAAUCGAGACUUUGAUGAUGAAAAGAUCCUCAUUCAGCAUCAGAAGGCAAAGCAUUUUAAAUGCCAUAUUUGCCACAAGAAGUUGUACACUGGGCCGGGCUUGGCUAUUCAUUGCAUGCAGGUACACAAAGAGACAAUUGACAGCGUACCAAAUGCAAUUCCUGGAAGAACAGACAUCGAGCUGGAGAUCUAUGGUAUGGAGGGGAUUCCAGAGAAAGACAUGCAGGAAAGAAGACGGACGUUAGAACAGAAAUCACAAGAGAGUCAAAAGAAGAAGUCAAACAAUCAGGAUGACUCUGAUGAAGACGACGACGAUGAUGAUGAACCAGGACCAUCAGCACAGCAGGUUGCUGCUGUCCAGCCCCAGGCAGGCUACGCUGCUCCAAUGGCACAGCUUGGGAUGCCUCCUGUGGCUGGCGCACCUGGGAUGCACCCUGGAGGAUAUCAAGGAAUGCCUCCUAUAAUGCCGGGCGUUCCUCCCAUGAUGCACGGCAUGCCUCCAGCCAUGCAUGGAAUGCCACCAGGCAUGAUGCCAAUGGGUGGAAUGAUGCCUCCCAUGAUGCCAGGGAUGCCUGGUAUACCCCCCGGAAUGCCACCCCACAUGGCUCCAAGGCCAGGGAUGCCCCAUAUGGCCCAAGCUCCCUCAGUAGGAGCGAUACCCAGUCGACCGGCAGCGCCAGUGGCCCAGCCCGCUGUCACCAAACCUCUCUUCCCCAGUGCGGCACAGAUGGGCUCUGGUGUUCAUAGCAGCACAGCAGCCGCUUCCUCUCCACCUGCAGACCUUCAGUCUGUCUCCUCCCAGCCUCCCUUUCCUAACACACCACAAGCCCAGCAGAGCACUUCAGGAGCUGCAGCGUCAAACUCCCACAGUACAGCCGCCUCCUCCGAUCCUCCCAAAGCAACAUUCCCCGCCUACACCCAGCCCUCUGUCUCUUCUUCCUCUUCCACUUCUUCUUCUUCUAACCCCUCUAGCAGCACUGUGGCCAAACCCCCAGCCACAGUGGCUACUAAGCCUGCCACCCUCACCACCACGAGUGCAACUAGUAAGUUGAUCCACCCUGAUGAGGAUAUCUCACUGGAGGAGAUGAAGGCCCAGUUGCCCCGUUACCAGCGUCUUAUACCCAGGCCGGGCCAGGCCCAUGCGGCUGCUCCCCCAGUGGCGGCUGUGGGCAGCAUAAUGCCCCCACAGCAAGGCAUGCCACCACAGCAGCCUGGCAUGAGGCAUCCCAUGCAUGGUCAGUAUGGUGCUCCUCCUCAGGGCAUGCCAAGCUACAUGCCUGGAGGGAUGCCUCCAUAUGGGCAGGGUCCUCCUAUGGUGCCCCCUUACCAGGGAGGCCCUCCUAUGGGCAUGAGGCCACCCGUCAUGUCUCCAGCUGGACGCUACUGAAGCAGCAAAGCAGCCACCACAUUAGGUUUGAGGUUAACACCUUUCUCUCAUCCUUGUGCUUUUUCAAACCUAGCUGCAAACAAAGAGCAGUAAGACCAGUGGUGGUGAAGACAAACAUUAUUUGUUAGAACACGUGGACGUUUAAUGUAACAUCUUUAUUGGAAAACAGCCAAACACCACACAAGUUCCUGAAAGCAUUUGUUGUUAUUUGAUUACAUGUGAGGAUAUUUGUUUUGUUCCCAUAGGUUUCACUCAGGUUAAUAGAAGUGAAGUGUGUUAAAAUGAUUCAUAUUUCUUUUGAAGCUGCUGGAGUUACAUGAACGUACCAACCCCUUACAAAGGCAAGUUUCUCUUGUAAACAUUUGAUAAAUUUUAUUUUGUUUAUUUUUUUGGUAGAUUGAUUGAGGCCCUCACAGCAUGCUUAGGUGCUGUUGGACUUGCGUCCCCAACCUUGGUUGGUGAGGGUCUCAGUGAUGAAGAUGAUUCCAACCUAAGUAGUGUUACAAAUUCAUGACUCAUCAGUCUCUAGCUUUAUUCUUUUUUCAGGUUUGUUUUUAAUAUUUCCUGGUCAAAAGGGUACCUGUAUGCAUCCUUUGUAAUGCUUUAUGAAUCUGUUGUAAUAAAAUUCAUCUUGAAAUCCAA